Molecule: messenger RNA, 1285 nt
Organism: Hermetia illucens (black soldier fly)
Lineage: Eukaryota; Metazoa; Arthropoda; Insecta; Diptera; Stratiomyidae
Gene: Fnta
Product: protein farnesyltransferase/geranylgeranyltransferase type-1 subunit alpha
Exons: 5
Coding region: 153-1166 (337 amino acids)
Biological process (GO): protein geranylgeranylation; protein farnesylation
Cellular component (GO): protein farnesyltransferase complex; CAAX-protein geranylgeranyltransferase complex; cytoplasm
Molecular function (GO): CAAX-protein geranylgeranyltransferase activity; protein farnesyltransferase activity
Source: RefSeq, a predicted model, not a curated record
GUGUGCUAUCUCAUACAUCUGUCAACAUUCCGGCGGCCGCAGUCUAAUCGCGGACCUGUUUUAUCUGUUCGGUGUCACAGUGAGCAAACGCUUUUUGGACUGCGUUCACUUAGAACAAAAUCAUUAGCAAUUGUGAUUCUGAGUCAUAGAAAAUGAGUGACAAUAGUUCAGACGAGGAAUUGGCCCCAGACUGGAUUCCCUACAGGCAGCGCAGUGACUGGGCUGAUGUGACCCCGAUUGAACAGGAUGACGGGGAAAAUCCCGUUGUAGUGAUCUCCUAUAGCGAAAAAUUUAAAGAUGUCUACGAUUACUUCCGUGCCAUUCUUGCCUCCUCUGAGAAGUCAACUCGUGCCUUGGAGCUGACGCGCGAUGCCCUUCGACUGAAUGCCGCCAACUACACCGUGUGGCAAUAUCGGCGGGAUAUCCUCAAGGCGCUUGGCUGUAAUUUGCAACAGGAGCUUCAGUACAUCGAUGAUGUGAUCUCGGAUAAUCCGAAGAACUACCAGGUCUGGCAUCACAGGCGCGUGAUAGUCGAAUGGUUGAAUGAUCCUUCAGACGAGUUGCGCUUGACGGAGAGUGUGCUGAGCAUGGAUUCGAAGAACUACCACGCGUGGCAACAUCGCCAGUGGGCAAUAAAAACCUUCAAUCUUUACGAUAACGAACUGGAAUAUGUAGAUCGUUUAAUAUCGGAAGAUGUCAGAAACAAUUCAGCAUGGAAUCAAAGAUUUUUCGUCCUAAAACAUUUUGGCUUCACACCAGAAGUGAUUCAACGCGAAAUUCAGUACGCUGUAAAUCGAAUUCGUCUGAUAAAAAACAAUGAAAGCGUUUGGAAUUUUUUGGGUGGAAUAUUGCAUGAUGGUGGAGCAUCAAUAAGUCAACAUGAAGAGGUCCUGGCGUUCUGUGAGGAAUUAUACAACAACAAUGUGCGGUCACCCUACUUAAUUGCCUUUUUAAUUGAUCUAUGCCAAGAAAAGUGCUUACGAGAAGAGAAUGCCGAGAGUAGGGAGGCUCUAGGGCGGCGUGUCGCUGAAUUGUGUGAUGGGAUGAUUCGGGAACAUGAUGUCAUCCGCAAAAAGUAUUGGCAGUACGUGGUGGACAGUUUUCAAUUGAAAUUGAACCGCUUGAAAGCAAACAAUGAUGGAGAACGGAAUGAUGGUACAUCUUAAGGUCUUGUAUAUUUUAUAGCCAUCCGAAUACACCGAUCCUGAAACAAAGUUUAUAUUAUACCUAGCAAAGUAAUUUUGUAAAAUAGAUGAAAAUAAAUAUAGUCAGUUUUAAAAAAGUU